CAUUUAGAUAUUCUGACAGUGCCUAUUGCAAUACUUGUGAAAUUGGUAAAUAUUUUAUUAUUUCGCCUUUCAAUUGAAAAUUUGGUUUUAUAUUCGAUCAGAAAACCUUAGACAACGGUACUACUAUGUUAAAUUGACAAGUUUAGUCCAAAAAAAUAAUCAAAAUCCAACAUGAAGUAGAUAAAAAACGAAAUAAAAACUUGCAUGUUUGUCGAGAUAAAAUCACCAAUAUGUCGAAGAAAAAAGCCAAGAAGAGCGUAAUACAAGUAUCAGCCUUUACAGACUUCACAAUAAAUGACUCAGCUAACGCAUCGAAACCUGUCCGAGCCCUCAAGAAAUCAUCAGCGGAAACACCCGAAGAAACUUGGGAAGAUAUAGACGCUGACUCAACAAUAACCGAAGAGACCAACGAAGACGGGUCCAAGAAACUAACUUACAAAAAGAAGAAACUACAACACACACCUGUAGACGAGCGACCGGGCAACGAAUACCCAGAAAUCAUAUUCUAUUUAAUAUCAAAAUACAUUAAACCAGAAGACGUUGCACGGUUUGCAAGAAUCAACAAAGCUUGUUACGCAGUCACAAGAAACAGAUCAUUCUGGACGUUACUAUACAAACGGUACUGUGAAAACCACCCGAAACUCCCUGAAAAGCUGAAGGCAGACAGUUUGAAAGCUUACGGUCUUCGGCAAACCGUUAUCAGAGCUCUAUACCACACUUAUGAUAUAUUUAUCAAGAGAAUUGUACGUCAAGACACAAAGCCAAAUGAUCUAGUCAACCGGUCCUGUGUUAACGUAUGGUAUUGUAAAGGUUUAACUUAUUGGAACGUUUACUUCAAGCUGAAGAAACCCCAGUAUGCUCCGUUGGAAACGGAGAGAGAUUUUCUAGAAGAAAUGGACAGGAUUGAUGCUAACUCUGAAGAAGAUACACAAGUUUUACUGGUCACCUGCAAGAGUUUCCACGAGGUCCCCCCCCUCAUGGGCAUGACCCUAUCCUCAGUGAGUAUGCUCCUCUCCCAGGGUUACCGCCACCACCGCCUCCACCUCGGCUUCAACAGCUCCCGGUACCCUGUCAAAGGCGUGGUACCAGAAUGUUCCGUGGUACUCGAUGCUGUUGUUGGGGCUCUGGUCUGCGACUGGUGGCACCCACAGUACCCCCACAGUGGGACUGUCAUCCCAAGACAGGAUCCGCCCCUUUUGAGAAAGAACUUCUUCGAUACUUGAUGUUUUUCGCUUAUUGUUAGUACCGAUCCUUUAAUUUUAAAAACACGCUUAUUAGAAUGUAAAUAUGAAGGGGAGGAUUAGGGCCUAGACUUAAUUGUACAACAACAAUUAUAUUGUUCAAAUUACGGAUUGUGCAAUGUGACCGUGUUCUAUCAAAGAAAAGUAUUAAUUAUUCCUAGUGCACCGUGCUACUGAACUCUUUAGCUGUGCCCGAAAGGAUCCAUAAUGAGCUCAAAUCUCACGUAAUAAUUGACCACCUAUGUAACAUUAUGGUAUGCAAUAAAGAAUUGAAUAGAUGGCGCCAUGUUAACACUACAUACAGCAAAAAAAAUAUCACUCAAUAAACUCAGACUAUUUUGGUCCACUGCUGGACAGAGGACUACCCCAACUUGCCCACGUUUGGUCAAUUAUUACGUAAGUUUCAAUUUAAUAAAACUGCACAAUUUGUAACAUUGCACAAAAUAAUUGAUCAUCUAGAGACCGCCUUAACACGACCCCUUCAAGUGUUAUUAUAUGUGCAACCAAGUUGCAAAGUUGAGUUGAAGUUUUUGAAGAUCUCCAAUACUUGAAGAUUGUAGCAUCCAUGCCUGUGCGUUCUAGCAACAGAAUUCGUUUAACACAAACUGAUUAUCAAAACUAUAUAGAUACAAUCAAUUUCAGAGAGUUGCUGUUUCUGCUUCAAUGACACACUUACACACUCCUUUCGUUUAGGCACUUAAAAAUAGUACAACAAUCUUGGUUAUUAAAUUAACAUUGUUUACCUUUUUCUAAUACUUCAAAAAAAAAAAUAUUGUAGUAUAGGGAUGACGACUGG
This is a messenger RNA of Trichoplusia ni (cabbage looper), 2037 nucleotides long. It is a transcript of the gene fsd, whose product is annotated as transmembrane protein 183. Gene Ontology annotation, biological process: regulation of protein stability. The record is from RefSeq and is a predicted model, not a curated record. The coding region runs from base 231 to 1223 and encodes 330 amino acids. Gene Ontology annotation, cellular component: SCF ubiquitin ligase complex. NCBI's taxonomy places the organism in Eukaryota, Metazoa, Arthropoda, Insecta, Lepidoptera, Noctuidae. The transcript has 3 exons.